AUGGUGCGUCGAUCGCAGCGCAAAGGAACCGCUGGGAGCGUCGGCAGCGAUGACUUUGCUGCAAAACUACGCAUCGACUUUGAUGGCAACCGUAAGAGCUCAUUGAAGCAGCAGCGCUUCUCACGAGAGUUCCGAUUCAAUGCUCAGUUGUCAUUACGAGUUGCUGUUGGAGUCCUGAUUGCAUCGGCCAUUCAGACUCGUGUCUCGGAUUAUGAUCCAUCCGAUGCCGAUGGGAAGAAGUGGGUGUUAUUUCCUUCGUGGUACUAUCUCGGCGGCUUGAGCUAUUGCGCGAUUGCUGUAAUAUUCACUACGGGGAAGACGAUUGGUAGCACGCUCAUGAUUGUGUGGCAAGCCUUUCUCGGCGUGGGUAUGGCACUCGUGUACAGCAUCAUUCUUUUCGCAUGUAUGGAUGUGCAUACACAAGAUACAAACGCAGACGACCCUUACGACGGCUACACUGAAAUUGACCAAGCUUUCUCCUCCAAUACCUACUGGGUGAAUCUACACGACUUCUACACAACGUUACCGUGGAUGAUAAUCUUCACGGUGGCCCUUUUGGUAUGUCCCUUUGCUGCGACGACCAAGAAAUUUGCCAUUGCCAAUAACCUCUACUUCAUUCUCACGAUAAUCAACCCGGCGGACCCAAUCGGAGGCUCAGGGCUUAAAACUUCUGAUGACCCAAGCUUCCGCACAGCAAAUAUUUUACACAACCUGGCGGUUUAUUUCCUGAUAGGAAUUGUCGGCUCGUUGGUUUCCCUUGUCAUCAUGUUCAUCCCAUACCCAAUCUUUGCGAUUAACCGACUGCGCAAGGAUUCUAAACGAGCAGCAGAAGACGUUCUUGACUUACUCAAUAUCAUCAUCGACUCGUACUGCUUUAAGAACAAGAACGUGGAUCACAUGAAUUUCCUCAAACUGAAGCUUCAGCGCAAAUUUGAUGCCGCCGCUGCCCGUCAUCGUCGCAUGGAAGCUCUGCUGGAUGAUGCGUGGUGGGAGCAGUCAUUUGGAUUACACUACUUGCUCGGCUUUCACCGUCCUAUCAUGUUUAAUUACGUGAAGCUUGUGGGUUCGUUGAUCUCGGACUUGCGCACGCUUAGCUACGCGAUGCAACUCGAGAAAUACGACCACCUCCACUUCACGUACAUGAAGGUGUUGCAGCGCGAGAUUUACAUUAUCCAGACGCGGUCGGGUGAUCUUCUUCAUGAAAUUGCGUGCGAAGUACAAUCGGCCUCACGGGAGGUGCGACUUGUGUCAAUUUCUAAACUCGAGGCUCAAAUGGAGACAACACUGCAUCGCUACCGUUCGACGCAGAAUCGAACACUGCGCUCGUACCCCGUUACACUCGAGGAAAUGGCGGGCAAUGUGCCACUGAAUAUUUUCCUCUUUUCACUCAAUUCCUUCUGCAGCACGAUGAUCGGCUUCCAGGAUAUUCACAAUAGGAAAAUCUACACGGACGCCCAUCGAAUCCGGUCAUUUCUCGUGACUUCGGUCAGGAAUUUCUUCAAGGUGGCACACUACACCAACGGACAUGCGAUGCUAAGUGCAUUCAGAGGCUCCGUGGCAAUUAUUAUCGGUAUCUUCUUAUCGGUUUACGUCUACGGCUUCAGCGCGACAGUUCCUAGCACGGUGGCAUAUGUGCUAGGGAACUAUCUUGGGGGAUCAUUCAGAGCGACAGUAAACCGCGUCGGUGGAGUCGUGGCAGGCAGCGUUGUACCCUCCGUGUUCCAGUAUUUUAUUGCUCAGAUCUGUGACCCACGGUACCUCAAUGUGGCUCUUUCGAACAUUGUCCUAUUCGUCUGGCUGUGUAUCUCCAUGUACGUCUGCUACGCUGGCGGGUACAGUUCGUACGCUGGUUUAGUAUCGGCUUUUGUAUCGACGGGGAUAUUGAUGCGGCAGUCGGACUUGUGCUACUCGAAUGCAUCGGACAACGCGUCAUCCAUCGCCAUCAGCUCGUACUCGAGCCUCGCACAGACCUCGGUAGGCAUCGUGCUGUUCAUCAUUGUGGAGCUUCUGAUCUGCCCCAAGAGCGCCAUGUAUUUGCUUCGACGGAACAUUAAAAAAACACUCAAGCUACAACUCGAAGCCUUCCAAGUGCUCUUCGGUCACCACUUGACAAAGUCCGGAACUAUGGACGCCCAGACGAUGGAGCAUCUCCGAGAGAUUCUACAAGUCAAGAUCCCUGCGAAACAUGCGCAACAAGCGUCUCUACUGGCGGAGGCUCAAGCCGAGCCGCUCAUGUGGAGACCUGCGUUCUCGACUCUGAAAUAUGAAAAAGUGCUCGAGAGCUCACGUCGACUACUGAACAACAACACGCUACUCUUUAAGCUGGUGCGGUGGUUCAAUUUCCGCGUCGAGCACAACCGAGUUGAGCUUAAUAGUGUCGACAUUCGGGACACCGAGGCUUCACUAGAGAGCAAGAGCACAAGUACAAAGUGGCAGCUCGCCACGAACCAAUUCCAGACUGCAGUGACCGACUCGUUCAAGACGUUGAAGAUGCUCUUUAGCGAUGCGUUUCUGUACUCGGAGCCGGACCAGACCGCCAUCUUCAUGCAGAUGAAAGAGGCCUUCCGUCUGGCAGACAAGGACUGUAGCGGCGAGAUCGACGCGGACGAAGUUGCAGACAUGCUGGAGACCAUCUUCGCCCAGUCUGGCGCGGUCAAGCAAGGCGAGAUCCACAAGUACGUAGAGGAAUUCAUGCGUGUGGUGGACAAGGAUAGCAGCGGCUUGGUGUCGUUCGAAGAGUUCGUCGAGGCGCUGGAGAACGGCCUCAAGCUCGAGGUGGAGGUGUACACGCGUCGCAAACCCAAGGCCCCGGCUCUGGUAGCCAGACGGGAGCAUGUGCUGGCAGCGAUCAAUGAGAACGAGGACGACGCGGGCGAUGCGAGCGAGAACGACGUACCGAAGGUCGUCAACGAAGCGAAGGUCAACAGUUCUCGAGCCGCGAUGCCGUCACGUGAGAGUUAUCGCCACUCGUCUCAAGCUUCGUCCGUUGAGAAGAGCAAGAGAGCCUCGUCGGCUGCGUCAUCGGCUCCUGCCAUGUGUCGCGAGCACGACGUUCUGAAUGUGGAGGAAUUCUCCAGUAGCGACAUCGCGGCGCAGAUGAAGACUGCGUACGUGGAAUGGCUGCUGGAAGAACGUCGGUACGAGAAGGUGUCGAUGGAGGAGCUCUUGCUACUCAACUGUCUUGUCAGUGGGGCGGAGGGUAUUGCCAAGAGUCUCACAGAGAUGGCCGAGAUCGUCGUUGCGUCCUAA
Messenger RNA from Phytophthora infestans T30-4, 3249 nucleotides. RefSeq lists its product as uncharacterized. Bases 1 to 3249 code for a protein of 1082 amino acids. Gene Ontology annotation, molecular function: calcium ion binding. The record is from RefSeq and is a predicted model, not a curated record. The transcript has 6 exons. NCBI's taxonomy places the organism in Eukaryota, Oomycota, Peronosporomycetes, Peronosporales, Peronosporaceae.